Messenger RNA from Fulmarus glacialis (Northern fulmar), 2538 nucleotides. It is a transcript of the gene MYRF, whose product is annotated as myelin regulatory factor. Gene Ontology annotation, cellular component: endoplasmic reticulum membrane; nucleus. Gene Ontology annotation, molecular function: sequence-specific DNA binding; DNA-binding transcription factor activity. Gene Ontology annotation, biological process: central nervous system myelin maintenance; positive regulation of DNA-templated transcription; protein autoprocessing. Lineage: Eukaryota; Metazoa; Chordata; Aves; Procellariiformes; Procellariidae. The record is from RefSeq and is a predicted model, not a curated record.
CCCGAUGCUCACGUACCGCGUAGAUGCUGACAAGGGGUUCAACUUCUCAGUGGGUGAUGACGCCUUUGUGUGCCAGAAGAAGAAUCACUUCCAGGUCACCGUCUACAUCGGCAUGCUUGGAGAUCCCAAGUAUGUGAAGACCCCCGAGGGCCUGAAACCCUUAGAGUGCUUCUACCUGAAGCUGCACGGAGUGAAGCUAGAGGCCUUGAACCAGUCGAUCAAUAUAGAGCAGUCGCAGUCUGACCGCAGCAAACGGCCCUUCAACCCUGUCACGGUCAACCUGCCUCCAGAGCAGGUCACCAAGGUCACCGUGGGGCGGCUGCACUUCAGCGAGACCACAGCCAACAACAUGCGGAAGAAAGGCAAACCCAACCCAGACCAGAGGUAUUUCAUGCUCGUGGUAGCCUUGCAGGCACACGCGCAGAACCAGAACUAUACGCUGGCAGCCCACAUCUCUGAGCGCAUCAUCGUCAGAGCCUCCAACCCUGGCCAGUUUGAGAGCGACAGCGAUGUGCUCUGGCAGCGGGCACAGCUCCCUGAUACUGUUUUUCACCACGGCCGGGUUGGCAUCAACACAGACCGCCCCGAUGAAGCCCUCGUGGUCCAUGGAAAUGUAAAGGUCAUGGGUUCGCUGAUGCACCCUUCAGACGUCCGAGUGAAGGAGGACAUCCAGGAGGUGGACACCACAGAGCAGCUGAAGAGGAUCUCCCGUAUGCGGCUAGUACACUACAACUACAAGCCUGAGUUUGCGGCCACGGUGGGCAUUGACAACACCUCUGAGACAGGCGUCAUUGCUCAGGAGGUAAAGGAGAUCCUCCCUGAAGCUGUGAAGGACACCGGGGACCUGGUCUUUUCCAAUGGGAAGACCCUUGAGAACUUCCUGGUGGUGAACAAGGAGCGCAUCUUCAUGGAGAACGUGGGAGCCGUGAAGGAGCUGUGCAAACUGACAGACAACCUGGAGACCCGCAUCGAUGAGCUGGAGAGGUGGAGUCACAAGCUGGCCAAGCUCAAGCGGCUGGACAGCAUGAAGUCAACCGUGAGCUCUGGGGCAUUCAGCCAAACAGGAAGCCAGUUCAGCCGUGCGGGAAGCGUGCCCCACAAAAAGAGGCCCCACAAAAUAGCCAGCAAGUCACCAUCAGUUGUCCCGGAACAGGCCUGCAUCAGCCAGCGUUUCCUGCAAGGCACCAUCAUUGCCCUGGUCAUCAUCAUGGCAUUCAGUGUGGUGUCCAUGUCCACGCUCUACGUGCUGAGCUUGCGCAGUGAAGAGGACAUUGUGGAUAUGGAUGGGUCAAGCCAGAACUUUGAUAAAACACAGAUGGUGCGAUCCACAGCUGCAUCGGACAGAGCCAGCAGCAGGACCCCCACGCACCAUGUCACAGGGGACACGCUUGACUUCGGCUUACCUGGUCACAGCGUGCUAGCCUGCUUCAGCCCGCCGUGUUUCUCCACAUGCUGCUCUGCUGCUCCCACCAAUGUCUCCUCUGUUGCCCUCUCUGAGACCAGCCCCACUCAUGCCACUAACCGGACAGACCAAAGUCAGACCUCACUCCUGCCAGUGACAAAUAUCAAAGCCAAAUCCAGGGGCAUCACUGGGAAAGCGACCUCCUACACCAAGUGGCCAAAGACGCCUGACAGGUCUCAGAGCUUCGGCAGCCCCAAUGCCAGCCCCUCCUCCCCCUUCACCCACAUCCAGGGCAAAUCCAAGUACAUCUCCAACCUCUCGCUCUCCCGCAGCAACUCCCCGCUGGGGCAGGCCCGGCAGCCGCAGCCGGUGAGCGAGUGGCCCCGCACAGAGGAUCCUGGCACGGAUGGGCCAAGCCCAGUGCUGCACUCCGUCCGGAUCGUGGAGAUCAAUAUGGCCAUCCAGUCCCAGUACUGCGCAGCCGCCGACGCGUGCAGGACUGGAAACUUCACCUACCGCAUCCCUGUCAGCCAGCUCACAGCAGUGAACACCAACCUGACCCUGGAGAUGAACUCCUCCUCCGCUGUGUCCGUCUCCCUUUGUGGCCUUGUCUCCAGUGACCCCUGCCAGGAUGCUGCGAGCACAAACAGCUCCACCGAUGCCACAGACGCACAGGAAACAACGCACCGUUGGCCUCUUGUGAUGAUAUCUUUCCGGGAGUUUACCUACCACUUCAGAGUAGCACAGCCUGGCCGAGCCAACUGCAGCACUGCCCCCGAGCAGAUGGGACACCUUUUCACUGACUAUUAUUUUCAGUUUUACUGGCUCUGUGAGUGAGUCCUGGCAGCACCAGUGCCCUCUGGUUGGAGAGAGGAGGGGGACUGGUGACACUGGGGAGACUCCUGUACACCCUCCUCCACUAGCCCCCAGCCCCACCUUACCCCCGUCUCCUGCGUGGGGCGGGCGUGGAGCUGGUGUGGUUGUGGCUGGUGAUGCAGGCACUGAAGCACAGCACACGCAGAACAUAGGACCUAAGCCACAGAAACACAACCAGCCCUGUGGUAUCUCCUGGGCUCACCUCGCACCGACUCCCACCAUCCCACGCCGCCCCAAACAUCUCUCUCCUUCCCUUAUGG